Molecule: messenger RNA, 3424 nt
Organism: Alligator mississippiensis (American alligator)
Lineage: Eukaryota; Metazoa; Chordata; Crocodylia; Alligatoridae
Product: G-protein coupled receptor 183-like
Exons: 3
Coding region: 130-1263 (377 amino acids)
Biological process (GO): G protein-coupled receptor signaling pathway
Cellular component (GO): membrane
Molecular function (GO): oxysterol binding; G protein-coupled receptor activity
Source: RefSeq, a predicted model, not a curated record
UCAACGUAAUCAUUUUUCAAAACAAUGUUCAAACGGGGAACUUUCACAGUUCAACUACACUGCCAAAUACCAUACUGCUCAGAGGAUCUAAAAACCCACUGAUAUGUGCAUUCCAAGAGCCACUGAAAAAUGGAUAACAUAUCUACUGAAUUUCCUGCAGAGACACCAGUUGUGAUAAUGGCCACUGCCAUCUCAGCAUCUACAAGUCUGCAGACAAACAACACCUGUGACCUGUAUGAACACAAAGAUACAGCAAAGAUCAUACUGCCUGUAUUUUACAGUGUUAUUUUAAUUCUUGGAGUGGUUGGAAAUGGACUUGCCCUCACUGUCAUUUUUAAAAACAGAAAAAAGAUCAACUCUACCACUUUAUAUUCAACAAAUCUUGUCUUGUCGGACCUUCUUUUUACUACUUCUUUGCCUACAAGGAUUGCAUACUAUGCACUAGGAUUUGACUGGCCAUUUGGAGAAACAUUUUGUAGACUAACUGCUCUCAUAUUUUACAUCAACACUUACGCAGGUGUUAAUUUUAUGACAUGUUUAAGUAUUGAUAGGUUUUUUGCUGUAGUCCACCCAUUCCGGUACCAAAAGCUCAGAAGAGUUAAGCAUGCCAAGGGCAUUUGUAUAUUUGUCUGGUUCCUUGUAUUGAGUCAAACAUUUCCAUUACUCCUACAGUCCAUGUCAAAUAAGGAACAAGACAGGAUUACAUGCAUGGAAUAUCCAAACUUUGAAAAAAUCCCAAAUCUACCACUGAUACUUCUUGCUGCCUGUUUAAUAGGGUACCUCAUUCCCCUUGGAAUCAUACUAUUUUGCUAUUCUCAAAUUAGCUACAAACUUGUUCAAACUGCAAAAGCAAAUCCAUUAAGUGAAAAAUCAGGGAUAAACAAAAAAGCCAUCAAUACAAUCAUUUUUGUAAUUGUUGUGUUUAUCAUCUGUUUUACCCCUUAUCAUGUUGCAAUUAUACAACACAUGAUUAAGAAGCUUUACAAUCAAGACAAAACACCAUGCAGUGAUCAACAAAUUUUCCAGAAGUCUCUCCAUUAUACUGUGUUUCUUAUGAAUUUUAACUGCUGCUUGGAUCCUUUCAUUUAUUUCUUUGCAUGCAAAGGAUAUAAGAGGAGAAUAAUGAAAAUACUGAGACGUCAAGUUAGUGUAUCAGUUUCAAGUGCUGUGAGGUCACCUCAUGAAGAAAGCUCACGUGAUGUGGGAGAAACACAAAUGAUAGUACUGCCAAAAUCUUCAAAUGGAAAGUUAUCGGAGAAAUAAAGUUCUAAUGCCUUGCAACAAUGUAAGUUCAAAAACACUGGACCCACAUAAAAUAUUAUUUCCUUCUCAUACAACAAAUUAAGUGAGAUUCUCUUUCCCACCAUCUCUGAAAUCCAGGAUACUGUUUAAACACAAAAUAACCACUGUCUGACAGCAACAAAAUUCUAAAUUAGUAGGUUCCUAAUUUUAUCAGUUUGACUACCUUUCAUGUUUUUCUGGGAAGUUUCCAUCAGAGCACCUAUGCAGUUUCCAUCCUGAACAUAUGCAUUCUUGAAUUUUAAUCACCAGGCAAAGACCCAAUUCACUUGUUUUUCUAAGAAAAGAAACUAAAAAAAAGCAAGUAGCUCACAAGUAGCUCAUAAUGACUAAAAGAGAACAUCUGAAAAUGAGCAGACAUCUGACUGAUCUCUAAUAUUAGCAUUCUUGAGUAAUAAAGUAUGUUGUAUCUUUUCCCCUUGAGCUUUCAUGCAGACUGCAUAAGCAAAGGAACUAAAUGUGCAAGGAUUUUAUAAAAUAUGUAGUUUCAUGAAAAUUUUGAAAUAGUCCAUGGUACUAUUUUAAAAUCUUUUGGACCUGGAACUAGAUUGUUCAUAUCUAAAUUUAACACAGAUAACUUUGCAAAAAUACAAGUGGGAAAAAAGCUAAGAUACUGUCUAUAUCUGAAAAAUUGAGGUGUAAACAUAUUUAAGUAAUAAGCACCAUUUUCUUUGCCUAACCAGAUAUUUAUAUGGCCCUAUUAUUAUAGCAUCUGAGCAUCUACCAGAUACUAAUCAAUUUAUCCUUCCUUUGAGGAAGGAAGUAUUCUCUUUCUUUUACAAAUAGGAAAUAUUUCUUUCUGGAUUCUGUUGUGCAGAGACCUGUAUUCUAAGGGUUCAUCAGAUACAAAAAUGCAUUUCAGCUAACAUGUACAUUUGUUUACAGAUGUAAGCAUAAGUUGAAACUAGUGACUGGUAAAAAAUUAAUUGUUUAAAUUAAAAGAAUUGUGGUAAAGGAUCAUUUUUUAUGUUUCUGCAGUCACAGGCUCAUGUAACAAACUGAAAGAUUCUAGAAAUGGAACUAAAUGUUUUGUUUUUUGACAUUUUCAUGCGAAGAUAUGACCACACUUCCUUGAACACUGUUUACCUAGAAGAUUGGUGAAUGAGGACAGGAAGGCAGAUGGAUGUAAACUCUUGAUAUUGUGACAGCCCACAGCAUCUCCCUGGGAUCCACUUUGACAUCACUUAGCCUUCAUUAUUGCAACCCUAUAAGUUGCGCUCACAAGACCCUGCCAGGGAACCAGAUGACAUCACCCCCGCUGGAACUAGCUAACACCUGAACAACAUCCGGGAUGUGAGUCUUGGGUUCCUGCCAUUGUCCCCUUCCUAAUUUGUCAUUUUCCUUCCCUAGCUUGUUUCUGUCUCUCAGCUAACUUUACAACACUGCUGUGAGCUUCUAACAAGAAAAGUAAGCAGAACAAAAUGCCUUAAAAAGUCUAGUGCGAGUAAAAGGACAACAUGCCUCAGUGACAUUAAGAUGGAGCAUUAUGCCUAUAUUUCUCUCACUUCUUUGUGUUACCCCUGUUUUCCCUUAAAGAAGCAAGGAUCACAUUUGAACAGCAACAGCAGUGGAAGCUUAUGACCCACUAAACUAGCUUUUUCUCCCAUUGAUACCACCUUUAUACUACUGGAAAGAAUUUAAAGUUUCCCAGCUAUAAGAGACACUAUACAGUUAGAAGGAUAUCAAAUAAGAAAAAAAAAAUAUUUAAAAUAUUAACCAAGGAUUUCAUUUUAAGUUGUAAAUAUUGUAAAGGCUUUGUCUUUUUCCAUCUUUCUAAUAAAAGUUAAAAAUAUAUUUAUACUAAUUGUUACAGGAGUAAUCAAGCUAUAACUUGACACAAAACACUUCUGUCUGAGGUUAUAAUCAUAAAUACUGGUUGUAUGAACAUUUCAUCAACACACAGUUGUUCUAUUACAUUUGUUUCUAUGUUUUUGUUUACAGUAUCACUUUGGUCUAAUUUUAGAUGAUAAAGCCCUGAGAGCAAGAAAACUUUUAAUAUUUACCUAUAAAAUACAAUGCAAGUGAACAUUAUAGCACCAUGAGCAAAUAACUUAAGUUUAAAUAUAUAUUUUUUGCAAACGAAACAAAGCUAAACAUCAGUAUUAAAAUAUUAACUCCUCCAUUA